GAACCAGGCCCUGGUCCGGGGGUCAGGAACUGUUCCCGGCAUUCCUCGCGGGUGUGCGUGGGCUCCCUUCCCCUAUCUCCAGGUCCCGCGAGAGGGAGACCUUUGGGCUUUGAGGUGAGACCCGAUCCUCUGCGGGCGGCUGUCGUGACGAAGAAGGGUGGGUCACCCUGGGCAGUGAGCCGCUGCCCUGCUGUGGUAGCAAAGUGUAGGGAGGGUCUACACUAAUUUUUUUCUAGGGAACCCUUUGGAUUGAGGACAUUAUGAGCAGUGGAAGCGAUUUUACUGGAGACCUGUCACUGUCAGAGGCUUAAAAAACAUCACAGACGGGGCAUUUUAUCACCGAGACAGAGUGAAAGGGCUAUAGCCCUAGCAGAGUUCUGCGACAGUGUGUGUGCCUCAUAAAUGCUUCCAGGGACGGGGUCUGCGCUGAGCGGCCCCCCUCUACUCCCACGCAGGGUAAGCACCAGACCUUGAACACUUGAGAGCUCAGCGAAUGUUUGUUGAUCAACCAAUUGCAGGUAGCAUGGCCCAGGGCUUGAUUGAAGUGGAACUAAAAUUCAUUCCAGGGCCUGGCACAGAAGAGCGACUACAGGAGUUGGGGGGCACCCUGGAGCACAGGGUCACUUUCCGGGACACCUACUAUGACACCCCUGAGCUGAAACUCAUGCGAGCUGACUACUGGCUGCGACAACGACAGGAUAGUGGAUGGGAGCUGAAAUGUCCUGGAGCAGCAGUUGUCUCAGGACCCCACACUCAGUAUAAGGAACUCACAGCUGAACCUGCAAUUGUGAGCCAGCUGUGUGAGGUGCUGGAGACUGAAGGCCUGGGGGCUGGGGGUGUGGCUGCUGUGUUGAGCCCAUUGGGGCUGCAGGAAGUAGCUAGUUUUGUGACUAAUCGGAGUGCCUGGAAGCUGGAACUCUUAGGAGGUGAUGAAGAGAAAUCACCCCUCAGGGUGGACCUGGAUACAGCCGACUUUGGCUACGCUGUGGGUGAGGUAGAGGUCCUGGUGCAUGAGGAGGCUGAAGUACCAGCUGCCCUAGAGAAGAUCCACAGGCUGAGCAACAUGCUUGGUGUGCCAGUACAGGAGACGGUACCUGCCAAGCUGAUAGUGUACCUACAGCGCUUCCACCCUCAACACUAUCAGCGCCUGCUAGAAGUGAACAUCCAGAGAGAGGCCACAGGGGACUAAACAUCCUGACAGCAGCCUGGGCUAGGGGUGUCACCUCCUAGAAGAGGAAGGGAACUCUGGAUCUAAUGGGGUCCCCUCCUGGCCUCACUGUGACUGUCCCCUUGGCUUCCCUUCUGACAGUGACUGCUCUCUCCAGCUCUGCCUGUUUCUUCACUCUACACUAUCCUUCCUUGCGCCCUCCCUGGUUGCUUUUUCUCCCUCAUCCGUCAGAUGCAAUCUGUGGGCCGCCCCUCUCCCCUGGCCGCUAAGCAGCCUCCAUUGAUUUCCGCUCGUGUUUAUAGGAUUUCCACUUAGCCGUGAUCAGUAGUUAAGCACAGGAAAAUCCCUUGCCACCCCCCUCCCUUGGUCGAUGCCAUUGAUUCUGCCAGCGGCUCCUAAACCGCCUUACAGCUGAGUUAGAGAUGAAGAGAGGCAGCAGGGAUUUCCCUGCCUUGGGGUGUGGGGAAUAGCAGCAUGUUGGGGAAAUGGUUGGGAAUCCCUGUUAGAAAUCUAGAAAUUUUGAUUAGAUUUUGCAACCCUGCCCACUUCUGCUGCAGAGGAUAGAGUGCCUUCUGUAGAAGUUGAAGGGCAAAUUUGCUCCUCAACGUGGAGGGGUAGAAAGAAAACCUUCCUUGUUGAGACAGGUUCUCAAGGCUGAGGGGAAGAAUCAUACUUCCUGUGUAAGGGGCUUUCUACUUCACAUAUAUCCAAAUAUGGCUUUCCU
Otolemur garnettii (small-eared galago) is the source of this 1892-nucleotide messenger RNA. RefSeq names its product thiamine triphosphatase (gene THTPA). The record is from RefSeq and is a predicted model, not a curated record. Lineage: Eukaryota; Metazoa; Chordata; Mammalia; Primates; Galagidae. Gene Ontology annotation, molecular function: thiamine triphosphate phosphatase activity; magnesium ion binding. Gene Ontology annotation, biological process: dephosphorylation; thiamine metabolic process; thiamine diphosphate metabolic process.